Coprinopsis cinerea okayama7#130 is the source of this 908-nucleotide messenger RNA. RefSeq lists its product as hypothetical. The record is from RefSeq and is a predicted model, not a curated record. Lineage: Eukaryota; Fungi; Basidiomycota; Agaricomycetes; Agaricales; Psathyrellaceae. The coding region runs from base 144 to 908 and encodes 254 amino acids. The transcript has 4 exons.
CACAAGUGGCACCACGACCUAUUUUAACCUUCGAGGAGCUGCAGAAUGCCAACAACCCAAGCCCAAGAAUCCCAGUUGUGAAGCUAAAUGUCGAUAAAAUAUCGGAUACUUUAGCGGCGCGGCUGGCUACAAGUUUACUGGCAAUGGUUCUGUUCUUGAAGAACCAGACACCACUCCCUGUGCAGCAGCUGUGUCGAAUGUCUGGCAAGAAUACGAACACAAAGGCCGCGAAGCAACGAACUGAACUUCUGAAUGCUUUCGACACGCUGUCAUCGCAUCUGACGACGACGUUUACCGCACUGUCAACUGCUCUAGCACGGUCAAGCAGUAAGGAGAAUAAGGACGCAAGCCCAGUGGAUCACCGUGCAUAUGUCGCCAUCUUGUUGGGCCCUAGUCUGGGAACAGCAAAGUCAAAGGUCUUCCUCGGUGUGGAUCAGUUCGAUGCGCGUAUCUGGGGUAUGCAGGAGGAACAAACGGGUGGCAACGAUGAUGAGGACGAAGACACUGAUGAAGACGACGAGAGCGGCUCUGAGGCUGAGAGUGGCGACGAAGAAGCAACGAGCGAUGAAGAGGGCCCCAGCGACAGUGAAAGCGAAGGAAGUGAAGGCGAGAGUGAUGGUGAGAGCGAUGAUGAAGAUGGCAGUGACAACGACGGUGGAAGCUCCCACACAUCCGAAACUGAAGAGGCGACAUCGAAGGAGAAUGGGAAGAUUCUCGCGAUUGAAGUCCCUCGAGGCCCCAGGAUAGUAGCCCCACCGACCGUGUCAUUUGCAGAAGAACAACGCUUCCUUCAAAACGCGGAACGCCUGCUCUCGCGAACGCUUGCAGCAGCGGAUGCCAGUGGCUAUGGACUUGCCUCGGAAAUGCGGACUUCUCACAUCCCGCCUGGAUUCCUCGCCAGAACGUAA